Molecule: messenger RNA, 1902 nt
Organism: Mobula hypostoma (lesser devil ray)
Lineage: Eukaryota; Metazoa; Chordata; Chondrichthyes; Myliobatiformes; Myliobatidae
Product: mucin-4-like
Exons: 13
Coding region: 1-1902 (633 amino acids)
Biological process (GO): cell-matrix adhesion
Source: RefSeq, a predicted model, not a curated record
AUGACUUAUAAAAUCCAGGUUAUUUUCUUCGUUAAAGGAUGGAAUGAGCUAACAAGGACUUUGUUUGUUGCUACAGAUUCUGAUGAAUGUAGCAAUGGAACUCAUAGAUGUGAGCAGAUCUGCAUUGAGCGUAAUAAGUUUGAAGAUAUUCGAGGCUAUGAAUGUGAUUGUACACCGGGAUUUAUGUUGAAUCCAGAUGGAGAAAGUUGCACAGGAACACAGCUGUUUGACUAUGGAGAAAAUUUUGGAGAUCUGAAACUACAUGGAGAAGCCCGUGACUUUAAUUCCCCUAUCAUUAACGUUUCACAGGGCUUUCCCUUUGGUGAUGCAUUUUACUACAGAUUAUACGUGUAUGACUUCCAAGUUAGAAAGGAUACUCAUAGUCGAACUUUACAGAGUGAGCUUAAAAAGCAAGUCAAUGAGUACUAUGGGUCUGCAGAGGAAAUCUCAAACUUCACACCCAAAUGGGCACUCAAGAUCACCUGGGAAAACGUGCUUCCCUACAACGGAUAUCAAAAUAUAGACCUUGAAGGAACCAACACAUACCAGGCUGUUCUGUUAACUGACGGGAUAUUUUCAUUCUGUUUAAUUCAAUUUAAAGAAGGUGGAAUGAACUGGAAAUAUGAUACAAUACCCUAUUAUAGAAAUUAUGCCCUCAUGGGAUAUUACAGUGCCUCCUUGCAGUCGUAUCUGGACUCAAGCAAGCUUCAAGCCUUUAAUGACCCUCACACCAGAUUUAACGUACCUCCUGAAAAGAUUUACCGCCCUGAUAUGUACCCUGGAUUUCAAACGGAAAUGGAAGUUGACCCAUAUCACAGCUGCUGCAGAGAUUCUGGUGACGAUUAUUAUUGUGCUCUCUACCGAGAAAGGAGACCCUUGGACUUCUGCGCAGGGUAUAUUCCACCACAGAUAGGUUUCUUCUUUGGAGACCCUCAUGUCGUGACGCUGGAUGGAGUACAAUACACGUUUAAUGGACUGGGUGAAUUCAUCCUAUUAAAUGUGAGAGAUGAAAAUGAUGCACUGACGUUCAGCUUACAGGGACGAACCAUCAGAGCUGGAGAAAAUAAAACAUCACAGGCAACAGUCUUUGUAACAUUGGCAGCACAAGGACCCACUGGAACAAAGGUUCAGUGGAAUCUCAUUGAAGAUGAUGAACUAAGUCUAAUGAUUAAUGGAAGGACCGUCAAUGUUACAGAAAAUUCUGACAUUAUAAAUAAAGUAGCUGUUCAUAAAACAACUAAGAAUGAGACGGUGGCUACUUUUCAGGAUGGAAUAUCCAUUACAGUUUCAGCAAAAAUGGGAGCUUUGUCUUUCACAACUUCAUUAGAUAAUUCUUCGAAAGAAAAAACAGAAGGUCUCUUGGGUGUCUGGAAUGAUAAUAAGACAGAUGAUUUCAAAGCUGCUAAUGGAACAUACCUCAAGUUUGAUGGAACAAAUCUGCUCAAUGAAAGAGUUAUAUUCUUAAAUUUUGGCCUGACAUGGAAAACAACUGUGAAUAACAGUGUAUUUACAUACAAAGCGGCUAUAGGAGAGUCUUGGUACACUUAUAACAACAACAGUUUUAUUCCCAAGUUUUACGAUGAACUUCUACAAACCUCUGAUAAAGACAAAAUCGACAAAGCUAAUGAAACGUGCCAAGGAAACGAUAACUGCAUCUUUGAUGUUCUCAGUACAAAUGAUUUAUCUUUUGGCACAGCAACAUUGCAAAGCAUGAAUUCGUUUGCAGCACAGAACAGCACAAUGAAGAAUUUUCCACCGAACAUCACUGGAACUUCAAGAGUUCAAACUCGCCUUAAUGAACCAGUGCACACUCUUUUUACUGCAACUGAUGCCAACAAUGAUGCUGUGACAUUUUCAGUGCUGACGGACUCUCCAGAUAUCAGAAUAACAGGUAAGCUUUAA